Messenger RNA from Drosophila biarmipes, 1409 nucleotides. RefSeq names its product vacuolar protein sorting-associated protein 41 homolog. Gene Ontology annotation, cellular component: HOPS complex; late endosome. The record is from RefSeq and is a predicted model, not a curated record. Gene Ontology annotation, molecular function: protein binding. The coding region runs from base 1 to 1275 and encodes 424 amino acids. The transcript has 6 exons. Gene Ontology annotation, biological process: cellular response to starvation; endosomal vesicle fusion; vesicle-mediated transport. Lineage: Eukaryota; Metazoa; Arthropoda; Insecta; Diptera; Drosophilidae.
AUGCUGGGGAAAAAUAAACUCCUUUGGGAAGAAGAAAUUUUUAAAUUUUUAAAAUGUCAGCAGCUACGCACCGUUAGUGCUUAUCUGCCGACAUCCGACGAAUGCCAACUCGAUCCUCACGUGUACGAGAUGGUUUUGUACGAAUUUCUAAAGUUCGAUGUAAGCGGAUUUCUAAAUCUUAUUAAGGAAUGGCCAUCUCACCUGUACGACGGCCUGGCUGUUAUUAACGCCAUACACGAUAACUUUCGUAAGCAACACGCUGAUCAUUUGCUCGAAUCCUUGGCUCUUCUAUAUUCAUAUCAGGGUGAUUUCGAAAGCGCCCUUCGAAUGUAUCUAAAGUUACAGAACAAGGAUGUCUUUCAAUUAAUACGCCGCUAUGAACUUUACGAUGCCAUUCCAAAAUUAAUUAUACCAUUAGUUCAAUUGGAUCGUGAACGUGCCUUUGAAAUACUUCUAGAUAAGAACAAGAUAAAGCCAGCAGUCGUUGUCCAUCAGGUGGAGCACACUCCAGAGUAUCUAUACUGGUAUUUGGACUCUUUGCAAAAAGUGGAUACCAAUAAUGCAUAUCAAAGUAAACUGGUUUCCUUGUAUGCGAAGUAUGAUCGAAACCAACUUUUGCCAUUUCUUAUGCGUUCAAAGGAAUACGUAAUUCUGGAGGCGUUGACCAUAUGCAAACAAGAAGGGUAUUAUCCAGAGAUUGUCUACUUACUUGGUUGCAUGGGCGGAGUGGAAGCGGCCAAAGCAUUAAAUAUUAUUAUUCAUAGAAUUAAUGACAUAGAAAUGGCUAUCGAGUUUUGCAAGGAACAUGAUGACAACGACUUAUGGCAUCAGCUUAUCAAUGAAACUACCGAACAACCCGAAAUUGUAGCCAAAGUCUUAGACGGCAUUGUGGACUAUGUGAACCCCGCCGUGGUUGUUAGCCAAAUUAAAUUGGGCCGGACAAUUCCGAACCUGCGAAAAUCGCUUAUUAAAAUGCUGUGGCACUACAAUCUCCAAGAGCAAACAUUAUCUUUCGCCCAUAAGAUUCAACUGGAAGACUAUUUUGAUACCCAUUCCGAGGUGGUUACACUGCACAGACGUGGUCAGCAAGUAUUCUGCGAAAAACUAUGCCUUUUAUGUCAACGCCCAGUAAUAAUGAAAAAUACUGCUUAUAAUUGUAUCAUCGGAUUUAGGUGUGGCCACGUGUUCCAUAAGUUGUGCAUACAAGGCAUUCCUGCCGACAAACGCUGCAAAGAGUGUAAACAGUGGGCCAACGAUCUAGAUUUGGAAGAAUAAGUUUAAAGUGACAUCACAGCAGUUUUCUCCUUGCUUGGUUACUAACCAUUUGUCUUUGUAAUGUAUUUAGCGUUCUGUGUUAUGAUCACGUCUUGUGUAGGUACCAUUACAGAAAAUUUCUGAAAAUAAACUAA